Messenger RNA from Penicillium hordei, 2898 nucleotides. RefSeq names its product glycoside hydrolase family 55 protein. The record is from RefSeq and is a predicted model, not a curated record. Bases 1 to 2898 code for a protein of 965 amino acids. The transcript is spliced from 2 exons. NCBI's taxonomy places the organism in Eukaryota, Fungi, Ascomycota, Eurotiomycetes, Eurotiales, Aspergillaceae. Gene Ontology annotation, molecular function: polygalacturonase activity.
AUGGCCGUUUUACAAACAUCCAUCGCGAUCUUUAUCGCUCAUAUCUUCCUUUUGCUCGGUUUGCCAGCCUCUUUGGUCGCAGCUGUGCCAGUCGCCGUUCCCGUCUCCCCCGUUAACAACGUAUUGGCGACUACUCAAAAGACAUCUGCCGCCUCAAGCUACUGGGUUGCCGAUAUUGAGCGCCAGGGUGUCGUCCCUUUCGCAAAGAGCACCGACUACAAGAUCUUCCGAAAUGUGAAGGACUAUGGUGCCAAGGGUGAUGGCUCUACUGACGACACUGUGGCUAUCAACAAGGCUAUUUCUUCUGGAGGUCGGUGUGGCAAGGGCUGUGAUUCCUCUACCACCACCCCUGCUAUCGUCUACUUCCCACCUGGUACCUAUGUUGUCUCAAAGCCCAUCGUCCAGUACUACUACACCCAGAUCGUUGGUGAUGCUGUCGAACUGCCCAUCAUCAAGGCCUCCGCCAGUUUCGCGGGCAUGGCUGUGAUUGAUUCCGAUCCCUACGAGGACAAUGGCGACAAUUGGUUCACCAACCAAAACAACUUCUUCCGCGCCAUUCGCAACUUGGUCAUUGAUCUGACCAGCGUCCCCGCUGGCUCCGGUGCAGGUAUCCACUGGCAGGUCGGCCAGGCUACCAGCUUGCAGAACAUUCGUUUCGAGAUGGUUAAGGGUGGCGGUGACGCCAACAAGCAGCAGGGUAUCUUCAUGGACAACGGAUCCGGUGGUUUCAUGUCCGACUUGACUUUCAAUGGCGGUAACUACGGCAUGUUCCUCGGUAACCAACAGUUCACUACCCGUAACUUGGUCUUCAACGACUGCCAGACUGCCAUCUUCAUGAACUGGAACUGGGCCUGGACUUUCAAGUCCGUCAAGAUCAACAACUGUGAGGUCGGUCUGAAUAUGUCCACUUCCCCUUCCAACCAGACCGUUGGCUCGGUCUUGAUGCUGGACAGCAAGCUCACCAACACCCCCACCGGUAUCGUUACUGCUUGGACCCAGACGAGCAUCCCCGUUGGCGGUGGUGACCUUAUUUUGGAUAACGUGGACUUCUCUGGCUCCAAGGUUGCUGUCGCUGGUGUUGAUGGCAAGACCAUCCUGGCAGGUGGCUCCGUCGUCGACAACUGGGUCCAGGGUAACACCUACACCCCGUCCAAGACUAUCAACAAGCGCGCCACCGAGGCUGAGCCCGAGCUGAUUACCGUUGUCGAGACCGUUACGGAGACUGUCCUUGCCUGUCCCGCUUCCUACGGCCUUCCUAGCGCCAGCCUUGCGGGCAGCGAUGUUCCUGCCCCCGCGAAGACUGCAUCACUUGGAUCUGCUCCCGCUCCUUCGCCUGCCCCGGUUGCUGGCACCAGCGGCGAUACUGAUCGCACUACCAACACUGCCUCCAUUCCUGCGCUGAACAGUGUCUCUCUUCUCGGCGGAGCCUCUUCUGAGGCUUCCGAAGUCCCGGAGCCCACUCCCGCAGCUGCUCCUUCUACUGAGGCCCCUGUCACUUCCGCGGUGCCUGUUGGUUCUUCGCCCUCUAGUGUAGUUUCUGCCAAGCAACCUUCUGUCCCUGUCACCUCCACUGCUGCCCCUGCUAAAACCACUGGCAGCGGCUCUCAAGUUAGCCAGGCCCCUCAGUCCGGCAGUGACAGCAGCACCGCCACUUGCGGUGCCGCGGCCGCCGUUUCCUCUGCCCGCACCCAGAGCGCUUUGAAGACUGCUUCCAAGCCAGCUAGUCUGCUCAAGGGUGGUGCUAUCUUUGAACGCUCGAAGCCGCUGUACGAGGAUGUCGCAGCCUCCUCUUUCAUUAGCGUCAAGUCUGCUGGUGCCAAGGGUGACGGAACCACUGAUGACACCGAGGCUAUCCAGAAGAUCUUUGACAGCUACAAGGAUGGUCAGGUUAUCUACUUUGAUCACGGUGCCUAUGUUAUCACCUCCACCAUCAAGGUUCCCAAGGAUAUCAAGAUCACUGGUGAGAUCUGGCCCAUGCUUAUGGCACACGGCAAGCAGUUCGCCGACCAGAAGAAGCCCGUCCCUGUCUUCCAGGUCGGCCAAAAGGGUGACACUGGAUCUGUCGAGAUGAGCGACCUCAUUAUCACCACCAAGGGUCCCGCCCCUGGUGCCAUUCUCAUGGAGUGGAACGUUGCUGGCUCAUCCCAAGGCUCCGCCGGUAUGUGGGAUGUUCACUUCCGCAUCGGUGGUGCCGCUGGUACCGAGCUGCAGAGUGACACCUGCCCCAAGACCCCUGAGGAGAAGACCACCCCCAAGGAGGAGUGCAUGGCCGCCUUCAUGCUCCUGCACAUCACCCAAAAGGGUAGUGCCUACCUCGAGAACACCUGGUUCUGGACCGCCGACCACGAGCUCGACCUUGAGGAUCACAACCAGAUCAAUGUCUACACCGGCCGUGGUGUGCUCAUCGAGUCACAGAACCCCGUUUGGCUGUGGGGCACCUCUUCGGAGCACCACCAACUGUACAACUACCAAGUCUCAAGUGCUAAGAAUGUCUUCAUGGGCCUCAUCCAAUCCGAGACUCCAUACUACCAAUCCAACCCGACCUCGUUGACCCCUUACACCCCGCAAAACUCCUGGAAUGACCCCGACUUCUCGAACUGCACGACAAACUCCUGCCGCAAGGCCUGGGGUCUUCGUGUCCUCGGCUCCUCGGACGUCUUCGUCUAUGGUGCCGGUCUCUACAGUUUCUUCGAGAACUACGCCCAGUCCUGUCUUAACUCCGAGGACUGCCAGGAGAACAUGGUUGAGGUCGAUUGUUCGGAUGUCAAGCUGUAUGGUCUUAGCACCAAGGCUUCUGUCAACAUGGUUACCUCGUCCAGUGGCAAGUCCCUGGUCCCGCAAAAGCCGAAUAGGAGUAACUUCUGCUCCACUAUCGCGCUCUUUGAACAGUCUGCUUAG